UACAGCAAUUGAAUGCCGCUUUAUGAAGUGAAUAUUUGGGAGUCUGGAUAAUGGAAAAUGGGAGGCUGGCCAGCUUUUUAUAUAGAAUUUCCAUAGCAAAUACCAAAAGCCUAUCUGCCAACUCCUAUACUGGCCUCUUUGGAUCCUGUUUUCUGACUUGAAGAAUGGGUUUAAAUGCAUGUCCCAUGAUAUUACAUACAUGGGUCUAUCCAAGAUAAAUUCUGGUUGUACAAAGAAUAAUAGACCCCUGCUUGUUUUGCAUACCCUUCAAGUUUGUGUUAAGAAUUCUGGUAAAAUACUAGUUAUUUUGGCUGUUCAUACACACAGCUAGGUUCACUUCCCAUUAAAAAACAACAAAAUCCAAGUGUGACUGUUCCAGCUCAAAUUGGGAAUUCAUUGAAGCUGAUUGUCUUGAAUAUUUAUUUCUGUGAAGAUAUGUGUGGAGGGUUAAACUCAUUUUUGCUGGUAAAGAAAAGGGAAUUUUUGAAGGCUUUAUAUUCUUUUCAGCCUUAUGGACAGAAAGAAGUCUUGUUUUAACAUGACCUUCCAGGCCAUCCUGUUAUGUGGGGGUAUGGAAGGCAGUUGUAGCUCUCUGAAAGUCUUCAGGGUUGUGGCAAUCUAUGGAUUGCUUCCAAGACACUGCUUUAAGAGUGCUCCGUCAAGAAGGCGUCUGCCAGACUGACUUUUGCAUUAUUAUGUACCUCCAUUAAACUUCUGGAGCUGCCUUUUAAUUUGUGGACAGACUUUGCCCCAGCCUUGCAGCACAGCGUGGUUUUCCUUUGUUGUUUGCUACUCCAAAUGCCUGCUCCUCUGGUCUCUGUGCAACUUCCCCUGGAAAAAAUCUUUUUUCCUUUAUUUUUAUCUGAAGUGUAGGGAUCUGCUGGUAGAUGUUUAUUUUGUCUGGUAUGCAGCUAAAUGUAUGCACACUGAUCCUCAGCCACCUUGCUGUCUGAUACAGAAAUUCAAAAAGUAGCUUUUUUCUCACAAACGUUAGGUGUUUGUGUUUGUUCUGAGAGUGCCAACUGUUCAGCAUCUGCUCUCUAACGAGGCUGCAGACUGACGCAUUCAGGCUGGAGCCAUCCCAUCUUGGUGAGCUGAGGAUCACCCUUCCCGUGAGCCAGUGGCCGGGCUCUGGAGGGAAGGAUGCCCAGCUCCACGCUGUUGUGAGUGCUUGGUAUUCCUGUAAAUAACUGGCUGGGACUCAGCAGUGCAUGCUGAAAAGAGGGCUGAAAUCAAGGUGGACUGGGGCCUCCUGUGGUUCUGUCAUGUGCGCACACAAAAUCGUUCCAGAAUGAACACUAAAAAAUAUAUCUGGAAAGAUUUUUCUUUUUCCCUUCCUUUCCUGGAUGUUUUCUAGUCACGUUAAUAUGCUUGACUGUUCUGCAAGGCCUCUUUUUUGGCAUGUGGUGGGAAGGAGGAGGAAGAAACCCCUGUGAGCCUUGACUUUCCAGGCAGGGUUUCCCAAAUUUCCAGGAGCAAGGAGUAGCAGGAAAUAUAUAUGUAUCGGACAUAGUAUAUACUUUCCUUUAUCUGCAGUUUUUAGUAACUUUGGCUGCUGCUCUUAAACUCGUCCUUGGAGAGCAUGUUUCAUGUGUGGAGGCACUAAGAGGGGAGGGUUUCAAGCAGAUCUCUUGCAAAUAAAUCGGUUCUUCAUGCUGGAACAAUAUGGCAGCAUGGCCUUCACAGCGUACGCAUGCAGGGUACUCAUGACUUCUGGGGGAUGCUGAGGACCCUUACCGCAGGCUGGUAGGAAACAGGUACUAGGGACAUUUAGACCAAAGCCAGACUAUAUGGCUCCUAAAAAUAAGGUGGUUUCAGCCCCUCCUCCCCCUUUUUUUUUGAAUCUGUGAUGUGUUCCGUUUCUUUUCCAAAUGCUGUUUGUAUGAUUCUACCUAUGUGCAGGUGUCUGUGUUUCCAUGUGAGUGAUGUUUUCAGGAAGACACACACACAUUGGGUUUCUUAACCCAGACACAAAGAUGCAACUCUUCUGUUGGGGGUUAGGGUGAAGUGCUGGGUUAGGGCAAGGAAAUUUGUGCUGGGAGACACAAACCUCCUCUUUGCUUUAUGGGAAAAUUUAAAGCUAGAAUAGAAGCUGUGAUAUUUUAGUGCGAUAUUUUAAAUGCAUAUGAGUAAGUAAUAAGAUGAAACGUGUAUCUGUUGUGCUGGAGGAUCGUUUUCUAUGUGUGGUGAGUGUGUUGGUAGUUGUCAUGUUGAUGUUUGCUCUCACCAUGGGAGAGGAGUGAAAAUAUUUUGCACAUUGUUUCUCUGUUGAAACUUGCUGAUGUAAUUAAUAAGCUUGUGGUGCAAAAGCCAGCUGUAUGCUGAGAGGAACUGUCAGAGCAGGCUGCCUUUACGUUUUUUUUAAAUGUAAUUAUUUGGGCAGUAUCAGUGGAUGCUGAGGAUUAGGUGCUGUUUUUUGUAAUGAUGCCAGGAGAAAACACUUUGUUAGAUGCAAGUAGCUGUAUGGACAUGCAGUGUUUUUUGGUUUCACAAGUGCCUGUAAAUGCUUGUUAUUUUUGUGAAUAAUUUUGCCUUUGGUCCUGAGGUGGAUCACCAACUGAAGGAGCGAUUUGCGAACAUGAAGGAAGGUGGGAGAAUUGUGUCCUCAAAACCUUUUGCACCUCUAAAUUUUAGAAUUAACAGUCGAAACUUGAGCGAUAUUGGCACUAUAAUGAGAGUUGUGGAGCUAUCACCACUGAAAGGGUCUGUGUCAUGGACCGGGAAACCAGUUUCUUACUACCUGCAUACUAUUGACCGAACCAUACUUGAAAACUAUUUUUCUAGUCUCAAAAAUCCAAAACUCAGGGAGGAACAAGAGGCAGCUAGACGUCGUCAACAACGAGAAAAUAAGAGCAACACAACUACUCCAACGAAGGUUCAAGAAAACAAGGAUUCUGGUGCUGAAGAAGAAAAAGCUGGGGCAAAUUCUGUUAAAAAGCCAUCUCCCUCUAAAGCACGGAAGAAAAAGCUAAGUAAAAAAGGAAGGAAAAUGGCAGGCAGGAAACGAGGACGUCCCAAGAAAAUGAACACUGCAAAUACAGAGCGCAAGACUAAGAAGAACCAAACGGCACUAGAACUUCUGCAUGCUCAAACUGUCUCACAGACAUCUUCAUCCUCUCCUCAGGAUGCAUACAAGUCACCUCAUAGUCCAUAUUACCAACUACCUCCUAAAGUGCAAAGGCAUUCAUCUAACCAGCUACUGGUGACACCUACCCCACCUGCACUACAGAAGCUGCUAGACUCUUUUAAGAUCCAGUACAUGCAGUUCAUGGCAUACAUGAAAACUCCUCAGUAUAAAGCAAGUCUGCAACAGUUACUGGAGCAGGAAAAGGAAAAGAAUGCACAGCUACUGGGGACAGCACAGCAGUUAUUCACCCACUGCCAGGCACAGAAAGAGGAAAUCAAACGUCUUUUUCAACAGAAACUUGAUGAGUUGGGAGUUAAGGCUCUGACAUACAAUGACCUGAUUCAGGCUCAGAAGGAAAUUUCUGCUCACAAUCAGCAACUGAAAGAACAGACGAAACAGCUGGAGAAGGAUAACAGUGAACUCAGGAACCAGAGCUUACAGCUGCUUAAAGCACGCUGUGAAGAACUGAAGCUGGAUUGGUCAACAUUGUCACUGGAGAACUUGCUGAAAGAGAAGCAGGCUCUGAAGAAUCAGAUUUCUGAGAAACAAAAGCACUGUUUGGAACUGCAGAUCAGCAUUGUGGAACUUGAGAAAAGUCAAAGACAGCAGGAGCUAAUGCAGCUGAAAUCAUAUACGCCGUCUGAUGAGUCACUGUCAGUACAGCUACGCAAUAAAAACCAUAUGAGCCGUGAUCCUGAGGCUGAUCAUGGCAGGUUCCAACUGGAGCUUGAAUGCUCUAAAUUUCCUAUGCCCCACAUCAAUGGCAUGAGCCCUGAACUGUCCAUGAAUGGCCAUGCUACUCCCUAUGAAAUCCAUAAUAACACUUUUAGCAGGCCGUCCUCCAAGCAGAACACCCCUCAGUACACGACUUCUCACCUGGACCAAGAAAUAGUACCUUGUACCCCAAACCACAGCAGCAGACAGAAGGCAGACAAGAUGACGAGCUUGUCCUUACCUGACUAUACCAGGUUUUCCCCAGCUAAAAUAGCACUAAGGAGACACUUGAAUCAAGACCAUGCAGUCAAUGGAAAAGCAACAACUAAUGAGAUACAGAGAGCUGACCACGUCAAAGAGAAUGGCCUUACGUAUCCAAGCCCUGGCAUUUCAAAUGGCAUAAAGCUGAGUCCUCAGGAAACUCGGCCCUCCUCCCCAGCGGCCUUACCAGUUGCAAGCGAGAAGGGUUUAAGAGAGAGAACUUCUGUGAGUAAUGGAGAAACUAUCACCAGCCUACCUAUCAGUAUUCCUCUCAGCACAGUGCAGCCCAAUAAACUCCCUGUUAGUAUCCCUCUGGCCAGCGUAGUCCUACCUAGCCGUGUUGAGAAGGUGAGAAGCACACCUAGCCCAGUUCAUCAGAGCAGAGACUCAUCAACACUUGAAAAGCAGAUCGGUGCUAGUUCUCAUAAUGGUGUAAGCAAUGCUGCUGGAAACAAGCCACUGGCUUUGGCUACCUCAGGUUUUUCUUACUCUUCUGGCUCCGUGGCAGUCAAUGGAAAUCUUACAAACAGUCCAGCCCAUCUUAACCAUAGUGUUGAUCAGGCAGCUCUGGACGACUCUGGGAGUCUGUUUAACUCAGUAGGGUCUCGGAGUUCCACUCCACAACAUCCUUUGCUAAUGAUGCAGUCAAGGAACUCUGGGCAAAACUCCCCUGCUCACCAGCACUCAACAAGCCCCAGGUUAAAUGGCACCUCCCAGAGCCUGGUAGGGGUAUUGCAGUAUGCAGAUGCUCAGAAGAUGUUUGCCGAAGGAACAAAGGGGGAUCUUCAGUCUGAUGCAGCGUUUUCAGAUCCUGAGAACGAGGCCAAGAGAAGAAUCAUCUUUACAAUCUCUCCUAAUACAGGACAUGUAAAACAAUCCCCUUCCAACAAGCACAGUCCUCUGCCCGCGAGCGCUCGGCUGGACUGCGGCCAAGCACACGCGCAGGAUGGGAAGAAGCGAGGCCGGCGGAAGAGAUCCUCUACUGGGAAUCUCAACGGGAACUCCGGGGUCUCCCCUAAACGUAAAUCCUUACCCACUAUGUCUGGACUCUUUACUCAACCAUCAGGUUCACCGCUCAAUAUCAACUCCAUGGUCAAUAACAUUAACCAGCCUUUAGAAAUAACAGCCAUUUCUUCUCCUGAAAACUCCCUGAAGAACUCUCCUGUUCCUUACCAGGACAAUGACCAGCCUCCGGUAUUGAAAAAGGAAAAGCCCCUCAUUCAGACCAAUGGUGUUCAUUACUCUCCCCUAACGUCAGAUGAAGAGCAGGGAUCUGAAGAUGAGCACAAUAGCACCAGAAUUGAGAGGAAAAUUGCAACAAUAUCAUUGGAAAGCAAAUCUCCGCAGAAGACUGUAGAAAAUGGUGGCAGCUUAUCUGGGAGGAAACAAGCACAAACCAACGAGAACAUGAACAGCAGUAAAUGGAAAUCUACUUUUUCACCAAUAUCUGACAUCAACCUGACCAAAACUACAGACAGUCCCUUGCAGUCGGUUUCAUCCCUGAGCCAGAAUUCGUUGUUUGCCUUCAGGCCGUCCUCUGAGGACAGCCUAGCCAUUGACGCCAAGAUCACAGCACACACGAGGAAAAGCAUUGCCAUGCCCUCGUCUGGGGCAGACGGGCUCAGCCCUAGUACAAACUCCACCAACGGAUUUGUGUACAAUGGUGGACUGUCAACUGACAUCGGUUUACACAGCUUUAUUGAUGGUGCUUCUCUUCCGCACAAGGCUUCAGACGUGACGACUUCCAACUGCUCCCUGGGUUUUCAGUCGCAGCGAAGCAAAGAUGUGGGGAUAUCGGAAACAAAUCCGUUUUUGAACAAGAGGCAACUUGAAGGCCUCAGUGGCACGAAAGGAGAAGACUUAAAUCGGUCAGGGGUCAAAAGCAAAGAGAUGAGUGAAAUAAGCAUUCGUACUGGGGGUUCUUUAGAAAAAAACUCUUUGCAGCAUAACGGAAAGGUCGGCAAAGGAAGGGACCGAGAUGUGGAGUUUAAAAACGGCCACAACCUUUUCAUUUCUGCUGCUGUUUCGUCUGGUGGCCUUCUGAAUGGUAAAAGCCUUUCUACUGCUGUUUCUUCAGCAGGCAACCCAGCAUCUUCUGUGCAGACGCACCAUCCUUUCCUAAACACUUUGACCACUGGAUCACAGUUCCCCCUUGGCCCCAUGGCCUUGCAAGCAAACCUCAACUCGGUGACAAAUUCCUCAGUAUUGCAGUCCUUAUUUAAUUCGAUGCCAGCUGCUGCCAGUCUGGUCCACGUGUCAUCAGCUGCAACCAGACUGACUAAUUCUCACACUAUGGGGAACUUCUCUCCUGGGGUUACAGGUGGAACAGUUGGAGGUAUUUUUAACCAUGCGGUGCCUUCUGCCUCCUCUCCUCAUCAAUUUGGAGCCAGUUUCAGCAGCAGUGCUGUCUCUAGCAGCACAGUGCUAAGCUUAAACCCUCUGCAGGCUGUUGCCAGCACGUCAUCCUCAUCCUUCCCACCCCCCUCCUCUAAUUUAGUAACAUCUAGUGAGAAUAGAUCUGCUCAGCACCUCAACAGAGCGCCAGUGCAAUCUGUUUUCCAUUCACCCCCGCCCCCUCCUAACGUUUCCUUGCCCCCACCUCCUCCAUUACUUGCUUCUAACCCUGAGCCUGCGCUUCUGCAGAACCUGCCAUCUCUCCCACCUGGCGAUGCUUUUUUGCCAUCCUCUUCUGCUGCUUCUGUCCAAUCUGCUAAUGCUUCUUUGUCUAUUAAGCUAGCCUCUCUCCAGCACAAAACCUCCCGCCCCUCCUUUACAGUCCAUCACCCGCCUCUGCCCCGCUUGGCGCUGGCACAGUCCGCGCCCAUGAUCACGCAGUCCAACGCAGCUGGCACAUCCGCUAUGUGGGUUACACUUGGCAUGCAGUCUCCUUAUGCUUCGCACCUUUCUGGGGUUAAGCCACGAUAAAGAGCUUGCUUAGCUAACAGUUCUUAUUUUGUAAGGUAAGGCUAGAGGGAAAAAAAAAAAAUCAGGAGUUUUGUGCAAGAUGCUGAAUGAUGCUUCUUCCUUUUCAGAGACAGGGUGGGGAUGGGCUCUGUGAAACAAACCUGAAAUGUGGGAAGCAAAUAAUGUGACGGCAGAGGGUGAAGAGGCUUAAUGCUCUCUGUUCUGGGAGUCAGGAUUUCUCGACAAGGAGUGCUCACAGUGGUAACUCUGGUCUGUCUCAUCUGACAUUAGGAUUAUGUUCAGGUUGGGAUCAUUUCUUGAAAAUGUUUACUUCUGAAGAUCAGUUAUCAGGAGGAAGUUCUAUUUUUAAGUAAGGUUUUUAUGCAGUUAUUGGCAGUGGUUGUUGCCUACUUUGAUUCCCCUUGUCCUCUUCUUGCCUUCCAACACAGACUGUUGCUUCUUCCACAAGUCCAUGUUUGCAUAGCAUUAGGAUGCGUGAUGCUGCUGCUUUGUGACUCUGGCAACGUGGUGGUCUUGUUUUCAUUGUCAAUCAAUAACAGCUGCUCUCAGUCUGAAGUUAAAAAAUCUCCAGGUUACAAGCUGCAGCUUUGUCUUGGAGUGCAAAUGCACUGGUCUUGCACUGCAGUUAACGUGCCCCCUGCAUUACUGGAAAACACAACCACAGGUAGCAAAGCGUUAUAAUCUGAAUUAGAAUAAACCAAGAAGACCUUGUUAUCUGCACACUGCAGCGUUACUGGACUUGACUGCUAGGGCUAACAGUAACAGUCUCCAUCAGAUGCUGUAUUUAUGCUCAUUUGGCAAUUACUGACUUUCUGGGUAGACGUGAAUGAGAUGAUAGGGAACAUGCAGGGUUCACUGCGGUCCGUGCUUCAUAAGGGCUGGGGCUGCAGAAGAGAGGAGGGUCUCUGGAGAUUGUGCGUUUUUACCGAAGCAGUAUUUAAUGCCUUUAGAGCAGCUCCAGAAUAAAGUGUACCACCACAGAGUUGGGUACUGUUGUUAUGAAAAUACUCUGUGGCAUCGUGAUGUAACAGCUCGUGACUGCAAAGUUAAAUCAGUAUGUUAGGGCCCAGAGCUUGCUCCAUGCUUUUCUUGUAGGUCUUUGAUGUUGUUGCUGUUCGCUGAUACCAAAGCUACAUAAAAUCUAUGGUUGGAUACUUUGCUGCUUAUAAAACAUAUGCCUCAAUUACAAUAUACCUGAGAGAUUCUUUUGACUGUGCAUUGUUUAUAGUGUCUUCAUCAUGUAAUUGCUUCACAGACAUGAACUUAGUCUCAUUAGGCUUUUGUGAGGCAGGUAAGUAUCCCCUCCGUCCUUCUGUAUGAGAAGUGAGGGCGAGGAGUUCAGUGAUGUCCCUGUGUGCCUGCAGGGUGACAGGACGAUGGGGUCACAGGGUGGGCUUGGAAGACCCUGGUUAGAAACAAGCUCGGGGCCAAGGCCGAGGAGGAUUAGGUGUGGGGCUUUGUACACCUGAGCGACUCGGGAGAGCCGUGUGGAAGUCUGAUGAAGCCUUACCUGGAGUGGGUGUCAUGCUGGGCUCGACUCCAUGCCAUCGUAUGUGGUGGGUCCUGCCACAGCAAGUCUCGGAGCAAAAUAGGCAAGGCACAAAAGUGAAGUUCAGCGCAAGGCAGCUGGAUGUGUAAAACUGGGCUGUGGAGCAGAGGGGCAGAAGUAAUGCUCCUAGGAGAUGGUUUGUGAGACAAAUGUAUCGUAGUAGAAGUCCUGUUCCAUGUGACAUAGGUGAAAUAUUUGAGUAUUUUCAUUGACCUUAAUCUGAACAUGUGUGUUUGAAGAAAUAAGGCUGAAAUUUGGAACGGGACUAAAAUAAUCUUUGUUUCUUCUAACGUUUCUUCCCCAAGGUAGUAACAAAUGCAAAGCGGAUUAGUGUGUGCUAAAAAAAAGUGAGGUCCCGAGUGGGAGAACGAAUGCUUUUUUUCCUCAUUCAUUGAGGUCAGUCACACAAGGACAGAGUUGAACACGGUUGAACACUGGAAGCGUCCUGUCUGAUUGUGGUUGGGUCAAGACAAGAAAUGUGCCUUCUUCACUGGCUGAUGAGGUCUCGGAGCAGUGUAGAAAUAAUUGAUGCAUCUAACACACUAGAUUUUGUCACUUAUUUAGAUGAGUCUCUUCCUCUCCUCCUGUUGUGCAGGUAACUAGGAUUUCUACCUCAACCCAAUGUGACCUAUGCAAGGACAACGUGGACCAACUUCACUCGGCUUCCACUGAAAGGUGCUCACCUGGCCUGUGCAGGGGUUUCUACUCUCUUACUACUGGACAAAACAAAAACCUAAAAAGACCUAAACAACAGAGAAAAUAUUUACUGUGAAUCUGAGUAAAAAAGAAAAAAGGAAGAAAAAAAUAAGGCAAAAGAAAUGCCUAAGGCUCCAGUUUGUAUUGUUGAUAGUUUAGGUAAAGUAUUUAUCUUUUUUUAAAGCGAAAACAGUUUUGACUUAUUUUAUUCCACCUAGAGUCAUAAAUACAACUUACGAUUAAAUUCUUGGAAUAAUUAAGGACUGGCACACCAGCAGAGAUGUAAAGAGCCUCCUCUCGGUGCUAUUUCAUCCGUCAGAACUGUGCCUCUAGUUUGAAUCCUUGGUGCUGAAUUUGGAGGGUUGACCAAUGCCAAACCCAGUUCUCAGAAAGGUCUGCAUUUUAUUUAUUCAACUUACUCUGUUCAUAUACCAAAAUCCACUUGGUUUACAGCAGUGUGAGCUACAGAGAAACGGCAGUCUUUGAUCUGGUGUUUUGCUUUAAUGUGAACUGAACCAGGCGCUCUGUUAACUGGGUGGUUUUUAAUUGUGUUCAUUACAAACUAGAACUCACUACUCCCCCUCUGGAGUGGCAGCUAGAUCACCUGGGGCAGCCCAGGUGAGCUCAGCCAAGGCAGGCACAGUUUGAACAGAAGGAAUUCAAGUCCUGCCCCAUUCAAACUACUUCACUGGGCCAUUUGCAGUUGCUGGUGGCACUCAAGUCACUGUGAAUUUUGGUAGCUAGUCUGGUAACUUGUUUUGGGAUGUCAUUGGCAUAUGAACAGGGUCCAUAAUCACUGGUAUUGGUCAGGCCCUUUUUAAUAACAUUGGGAAGACUGAACAUAGUGCUUCUGUACUGGUGCAGGUAGCAGAUUAUCUCAGCUUGUUGUUUUUGUUGCAAGUACAAUGUAUUUUGUUAGUAGAGUUUUGAUACUUGAUUCAGAAAUGGCUUAGAUGUGUACAUUUACUGACUAAGUGCAUUUUGCUUUUGUAUUUCUUUGCUUUAAGUAGAUCUAAAUGGUAGUUCACAAAAACACCACAAUCUAGCUUACCGUGCUGCCACACUAUCAAACUGGUGCAUUUAAUUGUAUUGUGACUUGGUGUUCUGUGUACAGAAAGUGCCGCCCCGAGCAGCGGCUGUAUUUUAUAGAGAUGUGAUGAAAAUUUAUAAAUUUCAUAUACUUUAUUUCAUUUAUUUUUAGACUGUACAGUGCACAGUGAACUUGUAAAAACUUAUUUAUUCAAGUGCACAAAAUGAGGAGAAAUAUAAUCCAUUAUAUAGACAUCACCCUGGUCUGUAGUUCAGACUGGACCAAGCACCAAUAAAGGAAACUACAGUAACAGAAGGGGAAUUGCAACAGCAAAAUGACUAGAAGAAAAACACGUUUAGGCAUUGGGAAACACCUGCCCAGGUGCUCUGAGGGACAGCAUUGAUUGCUCUGCCUGAGAGGCACUCGCUACCCUUAAAUCCCUUCUAGGUCCCUGGUGCUCCGUAAAGAGUCUCCAGCCUCCAGCAAUUGGGCAUUUGCCUUAGACUUGAGCCUGCCUCAGCAGGCACCUGACAGAGGGUCCUGGGGUCACAAAAAGCUGGGCUGGGUGCAUUGCCUUCCAACUCCUGCCUCUGCGUGUGGAGGAGGGGAGGUAGCUCGGCCCUUGCGUGCUUUCCUGCUGUCUGAUCUGUGAGUGCUGCGCUGGCCAUGCUCAAGGGAGUGGUGGGAAGAGGUGGCGGAGCAGCUCCUGCCCUCUGCAGAUUUCAGUUAGACCCUUUUCUCUGUACCUCAUCCCUGGCAAUCUUAGAGAUUUAGUUCAAAGUGUGGUUAUUUUGUUGUUUCCUAUGUGUGUCUUCCAUAGGCAGCCUUUGUGCACAGAAACCGUUGAGCUGAUUUUGUUGUCUUACUCAUUGGAAAGGGAAGGGAUCGGUAGCCCUGGAAAUGAGGGGCGUUUUGGAACUGUUUUCUGCUUUGCAUGUGGGAGAGGACUUGACAGUGGUGCGCCCUGCUGAGUUAUUAGCUGCAAGAUGAGAACCUGGAAAAGGGCAAGAAAGCUCAGAGGGCGAUGGCUGAGAAACAUCCAGUAGCUUCUAGUAGAAGCUGUACAGAGUUAAUGUCCUGGAAUCCAGGAAGACAAUGUAACCCAGAUGUUUUGCAGCUGGGAGUUGGGCAGCUCCAGCUUCAUCCAGAUCCUUGGCUAACUGAAAGCUGCAGAGCUGCCUUAGCAUCCUCCUGGCAAACAGCAAGGUGCUCCAGUCUUGGAAGGUGGGUUGUGCAUGAGCAAUUGCUGGAGGGGCAGUAGCCUUAAUUACCCCCCCCCCCCCCCCUUUUUAUCCCAGAUGUGAAAGAUGAGGACUGACCAAACCAGCAUUCCCUAGGCCUCUUAUCCCCCCCACCUUCAUCUCAAACCAGCAAAGGCAUCCAGCAAGAGAAUUCAUUCUGUACAGGGAGGCUUCACAUCAGUUCACACCUGAGAUGCUCGCAGGACGCUGGCAGAGAUGCCUGCUUGGAGGAGGCAUCCUCCUGGCAUGCCUGGCUCCUGGCACUCUCCUGCAGCUGAAGAGGGUUGGCCAGGUGCUUGCUGCAGGAAUGAUGUGCUUUGCGUUCAGUGUUCCAGAAAUCAGUGCCUGGGAGCAGCCAGAGCAAAGGCUGGGCACAGUUUGUCAUCUGCUCUCCCGUGCAUGUUGGAGAAAAGCGAAAUCCCCCUUUCCAUCAGUGCCGCUCCCCGGAGCAGGUUGCCCUUGGGUCUCUUUGCGAAGUGCUGGAUGCUUUGGCUCUGGAUGGCCUGCUGUGCUCUGUGGCAGGGCUCUUUCGCAAGCACUCGUUGGAAAUCAGCAGCGUGAGCCUGCUUGCUCCCACCACCUGGGAAAGACGAAACCAGAGGGGGCACAGCUUGUCAGACCCAGGCACAAAGGCUGGAAGGCCGAGCAUCCGCUGCAGCCUCCAGGGGCCUGUGGAGUCCAGGCCAGGCCUUCAUCUGCCUCUGGGUCAUCUCGGUGGUGGCGUUCUCCAUGACCUGACACUUCCAUCUCGGCAGCCCAUCUUUCUGCAGGAGCCCAGAGCUGCCCUGGCCUUGCCAGUAUCUUCCACCUGCGCCUGGUGCUGCUGGCACCAUCACCUUGCCAUGCAGUGCAUGGUUGUAGUGAGUUCCCCUCGUGUCCCAGUCUGGUCUAAGUCUUCAUCAGAGUCCUUGCUAGGGCAUGCUUCCAGGAGAGUGCUGGAUAAGCUACGGCGUGUUUGGAGCAGUGCGAGACAGUGGAGGGUUUGGGCUGAUGUCUUAAUGCUGCUUUAUUUGGGAGAAGUCACUGAGGUUGCUAUGGGAUUUGUUGUCGUCUUCUCCCCUCCCUGAUCUUUUGCAGCUUGGCCAUAACCUUGAGCAAGUUCAAAUUGUUUCUCUUCUGUCUGCAAAAUGGUCAGAGCAUUUACCUGCUUGCAGGACUGCUGGAGGAGUAGCUCUUUGAGAUGUUGGGAUCUGAUCCAUAUGGCUACGAGAAUGAGACCCUCAUGACCCUGAUGUAUGAGUGCUGUGCCAGAGACUUGAAACCUGUUUUCAAUAAUUGGAGAUACUUCUGAGUCAUCAAAGCCAAGCAGCCAGUUCCAGAAAGGAAUUCCUUCUGUGUUACCACUUCCUGCCCAGGUCCAGCCGUUUUAUGGCCAUCACAAAUGUUCCUUCUCCUCCAUGCUGCUGCUGCCAGCAAGGGACUCAUCAGGAAGUCAAAAUACAUCUUGUAGCACAUAAUGUUGCCAAAAAAAAAUGAAAUAUCCUGAGCUUUGUGCUGAGCGAAACCUGUGCCCUGCUGCUAAAUGUCAGGCUUGGAGAACGACCCUCACGUGCUCUUAUUUUGGUGAUUUGUUACCUCUGGCUCCUGCUUGCUGGUUCCAGCCCCGAGACCCACUGUGCUGUGAGGCUGGGGGGGGGCUCCAAGAGCAUUAAACCUAAACUCAAGUCUUUGCUGCACAUUUAGUCACGGAGCAGCAAUUCUUCCAUUAGCCGGGGGUGUGUGGGGCACCCGCUGUCAGAUUUCUCAGCUUUUCCUGUAGCUGAGGGAAAAGGUGGGAAAACAUUGCUGGGGGACGUGGAGCCUUGGGUUGCUGGAACCGAGCUUGUGGGCAGGAUCACGGGGGGGUUGAGCUGUCCCUGCAUUGCCUCUCGUUUGGGUGCAGGCAGGGCUGUUCCCAUUAGCAAGGUGUGGAUCAGUCUGGCCAACCGUAAUGAUGGCAUUUAGCUCCUCUUAGUUCGGGUUGCAAAUGCAGUGGGAGAGAGGUGAAGGGAAAUGCUCUUUUAGGGGAAGCUGCCAACACCGGGGAGCACGUUGUGUCCUGGAUGCUCAUUACACUCAGAGGCAGAUGUUAGAGCAGUGUCUCCAGCUGGUUUCUUCGAUAGCAGGAACUCGGGGCUCCUUGGCCAGACAAACGCAGAAAUCUCUUGUGCUUCCGUCUCAUGUCCUUCUUGGUGGCCAGAGCUGUCUCGUCUCGUAGCACGCAGUUUGUGCUCUGCUGUUGGCUGGGCUUGGAUGAGCUCUGAGCGUGGGCUUGGCCCGGGUCCUGCCUGUGGCUGGAGGGGGGCAGGCGUGGUGGGGAGGAAGGCGAGUGUGCAGGUUCUGUGAUCACAGCUCCGGGUGCUGAAGUGCUGCGGGCAGCUCCCGGAGCCUGGUUGUGAGGGUCUCGGUGAGGCGCUGCUGUGAAACGGGAGCUUGCAGACCCCCAGGAUUUGUCACUGCUCGGCCCAAACUUCACCCAACUCAAAGUGUUGAGUAGUUUUUCUUAUUAUAUCUCUGAUCAAGCUUGAGCGAGUGACUUUCAUUUGAAAUCUGCUGCGCAGAUGGCAUUCAGGCUCUUCCCUUGCAUCUCUGGCUCAAAUGCUUCAAACCGGAGCGUUGCUUUGGGGCUGCAUGGGGUGGCUGCGUGGCUGGGCCUGUACUCGGCUCCUGCCUGCGUUUGCCCUGCUGGGGGGCAAGUUUCUCCUUCUGGGGGGCAUUUGCUGCUGUAACUGCAGACAUCUGACCAGAGGGCUCUGGGGUGGUCGCUUUGCCGCAGAAAGCUAAUGGGAGGGGAGCGAGCUGGGUAUGAUCCAGAUCUGCCUUGCUGGCUGUUACUGCAGUGCUGAUAAAAAAAAAAAAAAAAAAAAAAAAAAAAACAGAAGCAGUGGGGCUGCACCAGUGUUUGUGAGAUGCUGCUGUGCCCAACGGUGGCUUUGCUCCUGGUGGGGAUCAGUGCCUGACCCUUGUCCCAACCUUUCCUAGCACCCUUCCUGCAGAGGAACUUGGGAUCUGGGCUUCCCCCUUUGGGAGGUCUCAAAUUCCAGAGUAAUGAGGCCAUGGCAGGGCCGUGGGGCUGCCUCUGGGGGCCUGAGUGGUUUGAUUCUUGCUGGGAUUGUGUAUUUAGAAAGCAGCAUCUGCUCCCCAACUCGUUAUUUUUCCAGUGGGAAGAGUGCCCUUGCGUGACAGCAGGGCAGGGAGAGUGUCAGUGGAUGUGUGGCUGGCAUCCACCCCUGGCCAGGCGUAGCUUCACCCACCUGUUUUGUUUGUUUGUUUUGUGGGAUGUGGAGUUGCUGUGAUCAGUUUGAGGGCCAGCACGCGCUUCCAUCUCGUGGCCCCCCUGCGCCAACUCAACCUCUUUGUGACUCCCGUGGCUACGUCCACAGGCCUGGCCCAGCAGUGCUGGGACCCUCAAGAAGCUCCCGCAGCAGGGGCUUGCUGCCGCGAGUCCUUCCCCAAUGCGCCGUAGCUGUGGGCAGCUGUGGAAUCGGCUCCUUGUAUCUCAGAGGCCUUGCACCAUAGAGUUGCCACAGUCGAGGUUUUGCCACGUUGCUGGAGGAGGAGGCUGGCAGUCCUGCAGCUCGGCCUCGAGCUGCCCGCCUGCUUUGGGCUCCCCCAUUGCCCACGUUGGUCCCGAUCCCUGCCGAGCACCAGUGGGGACGCGCCAGGGCUGCCGGCUCUGAUGGUUAGGGCUUGAUAGUUUGUCCCAGUGCUGAUGCAAGGCUGAGCGAGUGUGACCCGUUUGCUUUUUGUGUUGUAAUCGGUCCUUUUAAUACAGGGUAUGGAAACCUAAAGAUUCUUGGCAAAUAUUUUUUCUCAGAAGGAGUUGUCCCAAUUUACCAGGUGGUUUUAUUGAGAAGUUCUGCUUGUAUUGUUUUACCUGAGCCAAAAGCAUUAGGAGGACUAAGCUUUGGGAGCUCCCAAUGAUGAUUACUUGAGUUAAGAAAUGGAUGUUGUACAGUGGACUGCAAACCAACGCGUUUCAAAAUCACAAUGUUUGGGGAGAAGAAACUAGACAGUGUUUUUGUGAACUAUCUUUGCAGCACUGAGGAAAAAUCACAAGAAUUGGAUUUUUUUUGAAGCACAGAUGUCUAGCAAGUGUUUGAGUAUUUGAAGUUUUUAUGGCUGUUAAGGUUUUUCCUCCUUUAUUUGCUCCAACAUUUCCAUAGCUUGCAUAUCAGGUUUUCACAGAACGAUGGAUUACCAUUUUUUAAAAUUUUAUUGUGCCAUAUUUUAUUUAUCCUUAUGCAUUAUAAAUAUAUAAAUACCUAUUUAGACUGAAUAUCACAGUAAAAAUGCUAUUAUUGUGAACUUCAGGGUUUAAACCCAAGGUAAAAAAUUGGAAAUACUCCUCCAGUGUAUUUUCUGUUUGUGAUCAUCUUUCUGCAGGCGUUUCUUAAGUUCUUACAAUUCAAAAAUGAAAUAACUUCCUAAAAUUCAAGGUUUUACAGUACUAACCCUGAAGUUCUCAAGUCUGUGAUUUAUUAUUUUUUUUUUAAGGUACAUCUGGUUGCUUUUUCUGGUGCAGUCAAAUCAUUCUUUAGAAGGGUCUUGUUUCUGGAGUUAAUGAGGGAAAAGGUGGAAUGGGUCGAUCCAUCCUGCUUGGCUUUUUUAACCUAUUAAUCUUUUAAGCGAUCAAUCUCAAAUUAAAAAUUGAUUUCUUAGGUCUCUGUUCUACUUAAACUUUUUAGGAGUGGGAGCCUGCCCUCGCUGAGUGGGACUUUGAUGGGGAAAGCAGUAGAUUAUGAGGUUGCUGUUGCUCAGGAAUUGAUUAGUAAACUUUUAACUACUAAUAAAAAUCCAUUUUUCAAUGGAUUUUUUUAAAAAACAUUUUCUUAGAACAGUGAUAUGGGAUGUUUCCUAGUGAAUAGGAACUAGUUUAUAUAAUUUAGCCUAUUAAACUGAAUUAUUUAAAAUUCAAACUUCCCCUAAUUUAUCUUUUUUUUUUAUAUAUACCAGUAAGUUGUCCUGUCAUUCCUUUCAUUCUUCCAUAGAACUAGUGUGAAUUCUUCUGGUGUGUAUAUAUGUAUGUAUAAUAUAUAUAUUUCCAUCCUGCCUUUCUAAUUCUCCACAAUGUAAGAGUUAGUUUUUUCUCCCCUCCCUUCACUUAAUUAAUUUCUUGUGUCUUUACCUUGAUUUGUAAUUGAAACAAUGCUUUGAAGUUUUGUCUUUAUAUUAAAGUGUAUGUAUUUUAA
Oxyura jamaicensis (ruddy duck) is the source of this 16714-nucleotide messenger RNA. It is a transcript of the gene DOT1L, whose product is annotated as DOT1 like histone lysine methyltransferase. The transcript is spliced from 21 exons. Gene Ontology annotation, molecular function: histone H3K79 methyltransferase activity. The coding region runs from base 2504 to 7027 and encodes 1507 amino acids. Gene Ontology annotation, cellular component: nucleus. The record is from RefSeq and is a predicted model, not a curated record. NCBI's taxonomy places the organism in Eukaryota, Metazoa, Chordata, Aves, Anseriformes, Anatidae. Gene Ontology annotation, biological process: regulation of transcription regulatory region DNA binding; DNA repair; DNA damage checkpoint signaling.